This is a messenger RNA of Cutaneotrichosporon oleaginosum, 3285 nucleotides long. RefSeq lists its product as uncharacterized. The record is from RefSeq and is a predicted model, not a curated record. Lineage: Eukaryota; Fungi; Basidiomycota; Tremellomycetes; Trichosporonales; Trichosporonaceae. Gene Ontology annotation, molecular function: oxoglutarate dehydrogenase (succinyl-transferring) activity; thiamine pyrophosphate binding. Gene Ontology annotation, biological process: tricarboxylic acid cycle.
CGCGUCUCGUUCCAUGCCACCCCCAGGCAGCCAGCACUUAAGCCACGUCCGCCGCCGCCAUUCCUCUCUCUCCCACAUCAUCAUCACGAUGCUUAGAGCCCCCCGCCACACACCACGUCUUGCUGGGCUACUCCGUGCCCGGCGAUACCACGAUGACGCGAGUUUCGGGUACCGCGUGCCCAGCAAGUAUACGCUGCCUGACUACACGGCCGAAGAGCUGGCGAACCGUAACGAGAACGCCGCGCUGCUGCGCUACGUUGAGAUGAUGCGCCGCCAUGGACACCGCGCAGCCAAGGUCGACCCGCUGGACCUGAUGGAGCGGGACCCCGUCUCCGCCCUCGACCCCUAUCGGUAUGGACUGUCAGACGACAAGAAGUACCCCCUCAAGGGCAUCAUGCACCUGCCGCAAAGUGGGGACGUGCCUCGCUCAGAGACGGGCGAGGGGACGGACGCGUCGCGCACGCUACAGGAGAUCACGGAGCAUCUCAUGGGCGUGUAUGUCGACAGGAUCGGGUACGAGUUCCAGCAGUGCCCCAGCAAGGACGAGCGACUGUGGUUCCAGCACCACGUCGAGACGCAUUCGAGCACCGGUGACAUGAGCGACAAGCGCCGCAAGCGCGUGUGGGAGCUGCUUAGCCGUAGCGAGGAGUUUGACCGGUUCCUCGGGAAGAAGUUUCCCAAUCUGAAGCGAUAUGGAUGCGAGGGCGCAGAGAGCAUGCUUCCUGCUCUUGACACGCUGUUCGAGCUUGGCGCUAAGGCGAACCUCCAGAGCAUUGUAGUGUCGCUUCCCCAUCGUGGCCGCCUCAACCUCCUCACAGAGCCUGAACUCUUCGGAUACUCCCCCACCGGCCUGUUCGCCAAGAUCAAGGGGCAGCCAGAGUUCGACCCCAGCACGGCGCCUGGUGCGACCGGCGACGUGAUCUCGCACCUUGGCGGGAUCCGUGAGCUCGACUACGAUGGGAGCAAGGUCAAGAUUGAGAUGCUCCAGAACCCGAGUCAUCUUGAGGCUGUCAAUCCAGUCGCUCUCGGAAUCACCCGUGCAAAGCAGAUGAAGCUCCUCAAGGAGUCCCCUGCCGACUGCCAGCUCGGCGACCGUGUCCUUUGCGUCCAGCUGCACGGCGACGCGGCCUUCAGCGGGCAAGGCGUUGUCGCUGAGUCGCUGGGCCUUUCCGGCCUCCCGCACUAUGGUAGCGGCGGCACGAUUCACAUGAUCGUCAACAACAAUAUCGGGUACACUACACCGGCGACGUUCUCCCGCUCGGCAAUGUACGCGUCCGACGUGGGCAAAAUGAUCGGCUGCCCGAUCCUGCACGUCAACGGCGACUACCCCGAGGACGUGGUGCGCGCGGUCGACGUAGCAUUCCAGUACCGCAACAUGUUCCGCAAGGACAUCAUCAUUGACCUUAUCUGCUAUCGGCGCUGGGGACACAACGAGCUCGAUGAGCCGGGGUACACGCAGCCCCUGAUGUACGAGAAGAUCCGCGCGCGCAAGAGCGUGCCGGAGCUGUUCGAGGAGCGUCUUAAGGCUGCCAACGUGCUUUCGGAGGGCGAUGCGAGAGCCGGCCGCGCAGCAUACAAUGAGAGCCUUGACAAGGCGCUUGAGCAAGUGCCCGGGUACAAGGCGCACAGCGAAAUGCUCGGCGGCAAGUGGAAAGGCAUGGUGUGGCCAGCGAGCGCCGAAGCCAAGCCGGACCCAGAGACGGGGCUGCCAGCUGACCGCUUGGUGGCUAUUGGGAAGAAGAGCGUCGAGCUGCCUGAGACCUUUAACGUUCAUUCGCGCCUCAGGCGUCACAUCUCUUCUCGCCUCAAGGGACUCGAGUCCAAGGUGGACUUUGCGACGGCUGAGGCGAUGGCCUUUGGCUCACUGAUGGAGGAGGGCAAUGACGUUCGAAUCUCGGGACAGGACGUGGGGCGCGGUACGUUCUCGCAACGCCAUGCCAUGUUCGUCGACCAAAAGGACGAGAGCUGCUUUGUGCCGCUCAAUGACUCGCUGCAGGCACCCGGCAAGCUCGAGUUGUGUAACUCGUCGCUCUCCGAGAUGGCUGUUCUCGGCUUCGAAAUCGGCAUGAGUUGGGCAAACCCGCGCCUUUUGCCGAUCUGGGAGGCGCAGUUUGGUGACUUCCACAACGGGGCCCAGAGCAUGAUCGACACGUUCCUAGUUGGCGCCCAGGCCAAGUGGCUCAAGCAGACAGGCCUCGUCAUGCAGCUGCCGCACGGAUAUGACGGCGCGGGUCCGGAACACUCGAGCUGCAAGAUUGAGCGGUUCCUCCAGUUGUGCGAUGACGCUACGCCCCGGCACGACGCCAACCUGCAGGUCGCGAACCCGUCGACCCCGGCGCAGCUGUACCAUCUGCUCCGGCGCCAGCUGCUGCGUAACUACCGUAAGCCGCUGAUCAUUGCGUCGCCCAAGGGCCUACUCCGUGCGCCGAUCGCGGCCUCGCCCCUCUCCGACAUGGCCGAGGGAACGCGUUUCCGCCCCGUCAUCCCCGCGACCGAAGUCGAGCACGCAUCCCGGGUCGUUCUCUGUUCGGGCAAGCACUACUACACGCUGCUAGAGGCGGCGCGAGCGCAGGGCGUCGACGACGUGGCCCUAGUGCGCGUUGAGGAGCUGUCGCCCUUCCCCGCCGCUGAGGUCGCUGAUGCGCUCGCACCUUUCCCCCCGUCUACGCAGGUAGUGUGGGCGCAGGAGGAGCCCGCCAACCAGGGCGCAUGGACCUUCGUAGCGCCCCGCCUGAACCGCAUCCUUGAGGACCGGGGCAGCGCGCCCGCAGCGUACGCGGGCCGCCGGGCGUCGGCAACAACAGCCACAGGCGUGGGUGCGUGGCACAAGGCCGAGGUGGACGAAAUUAUCGCCGCUGCGCUCGAGGGGUAGAGUAGGGGUAGGAGAGGAUAAUGGGUAGAUCGUAGAAAGCAUGGUAGCAGGGACGGCGUGACAUAGGCUGGGCCGCAGUCAGCACGCACUGCCUGCAGUGCUGCGCGUGAGUGCGUCGAGUGAGUAUUGCGUUCGGGUUAUCGGAGAUUGCCGCUGCGUGCCUCAAUGUCGCACCUUGAAUUGUUUUCGAUAUGCCCUCGCAGAUCCGUGGCAGUGCGCUUGCAGGUAGCAACAUAGGAGUGAGUAAGCACUGCUGCGCAUUGCAUACGGCCUCGGCGGAGGUACCGGCUGCAGGGGACAAGCUGCAGGCUACAAUCUGCACAACGCAACUUCGCACAAUGCCACCAUGCGCCGGGAGUUCGGUCAGAUGCCGCGGCUCGCCUGGCCACUGGCCUGGCGUCUGGAGUAGUAGU